Messenger RNA from Pelecanus crispus (Dalmatian pelican), 2256 nucleotides. The record is from RefSeq and is a predicted model, not a curated record. NCBI's taxonomy places the organism in Eukaryota, Metazoa, Chordata, Aves, Pelecaniformes, Pelecanidae.
AAGAAGAAGAAAGCUGCCCUAUGUGAAGGGAUAAGUCAGGAGCUUUUAUUUUAUUUUAUUUAUUCUUUUCACAGUUAUCCCUAUAUUCCAAUUCUUCCUGCACAGCUAUUGGAAGUUCUCAGCUCACCAACACCUUUCAUAAUUGGCGUACAUUCUGUCUUUCGUAAUGACAUUCAUGAGCUUUUAGAUGUAAUCAUAGCAGACCUGGAUGGAGGCACAAUUAAAAUUCCUGAAUGUAUUCAUCUUUCUCAGCUGCCAGAGCCACUUCUACAUCAGACUCAAAUGGCACUUUCUCUAGUUUUGCAUCCUGAUUUGGAAACAGCAGAUUAUGCAUUCCCUCCCCCACGAACAGCUUUAUCACACUCAAAAAUGCUGGAUAAAGAAGUGCGAGCAAUCUUCCUUAGGCUAUUUGCACAACUUUUCCAAGGAUACCGGUCAUGUCUUCAGCUGAUCCGAAUUCAUGCUGAACCAGUAAUUCAUUUCCAUAAGGCAGCCUUCUUGGGGCAGCGAGGCUUAAUUGAGAAUGACUUUCUAACCAAAGUUCUCAAUGGAAUGGCAUUUGCUGGUUUUGUGUCAGAGAGGGGUCCUCCGUUCAGAGCCUGUGAUCUUUUUGAUGAGUUGGUAGCCUUUGAAGUCGAAAGAAUUAAAGCUGAGGAAGGUAAUCCACCAAAAAUGAUAAAACAUGUUCGAGAACUUGCAGAACAGCUCUUCAAAAAUGAGAAUCCCAAUCCCCACAUAGCGUUCCAGAAAGUGCCGCGGCCUACGGAAGGCUCCCACUUGCGGGUUCACAUCCUCCCUUUCCCCCGGAUCAAUGAGUGCCGGGUGCAGGAGCUCCUCCAGGAAGGCCUCGCAAGGAGUCAGGGUGCACCCCCUGCCACCCGUGGGGACAAGAAGUGCGUCGUUCCAGCGGGUCCCCCUGUUGUUUCAAUAAUGGAAAAAGGAAGCACAGUUUUCAACAGUGCACAAAGGCUGGAAGUUGUUAGAAACUGCAUCUCAUUCAUUUUUGAAAACAAAUUUUUGGAGACUGAGAAGACCCUGCCGGCAGCUCUGAGAGCCCUAAAAGGAAAGGCAGCUCGGCACUGCCUGGCACAGGAAUUAGGCCUGCAUGUUAAACAAAAUCGAGCAAUACUGGACCAUCAGCAGUUUGACUAUAUCGUGCGAAUGAUGAACUGUGCUUUGCAGGAUUGUUCAUCUUCAGAAGAAUAUAGCAUCGCUGCAGCAUUGCUACCACUGACGACUGCUUUUUACAGAAAAUUAGCACCUGGAGUUAGUCAGUUUGCUUACACCUGUGUACAAGACCAUCCUAUCUGGACUAACCAACAGUUUUGGGAAACAACCUUUUAUAGCAACGUGCAAAAUCAAGUUCGCUCCCUCUACCUUACAGCCAAAGACGACAACCAUGCAGUACAGUUGAGACAAAAGGAGAAGAAUUCUGUAGGUCCAGACCAGGAUAAGACAGCAAUGGACCUGGCUGCUGAGCAGUUGCGGUUAUGGCCAACUCUUAAUAAACAAACGCAGCAAGAGCUAGUCCAGAACGAGGAAAGUACGGUUUUCAGUCAGGCAAUUCAUUUUGCUAACCUCAUGGUCUACCUGCUAGUACCAUUGGACACAAGUAAGAACAAGUUAUUGAGAACAUCGGCUACUGGUGACUGGGAGAGUGGGAGCAACAGUAUUGUCACAAACAGUAUUGCAGGCAGUGUUGCAGAGAGUUAUGACACAGAAAGUGGAUUUGAGGACUCUGAGAACAAUGAUGUUGCAAAUGCAGUUGUACGCUUCAUCACCAGAUUUAUUGACAAGGUUUGCACAGAGAGCGGAGUUACACAGGAUCACAUCAAGGGUCUUCACUGCAUGAUACCAGGCAUUGUAGCAAUGCACAUAGAGACACUGGAGGCUGUCCAUCGUGAGAGUAGGCGGCUUCCACCAAUACAGAAGCCCAAAAUUCUACGACCAACUUUACUGCCAGGAGAAGAAUUUGUUUGUGAAGGUCUCCGUGUGCUACUGGAUCCUGAUGGCAGAGAGGAAGCCACAGGAGGACUGCUUGGAGGUCCUCACAUCCUCCCUGCUGAAGGAGCUUUGUUCCUUACCACUUACAGAAUUAUAUUUAAAGGCACUCCUCAUGAUCAACUGGUUGGAGAGCAGACGGUGAUCCGGAGCUUUCCUAUUGCAUCUGUUACAAAGGAGAAGAAGAUCACUAUACAGAACCAGCUGCAGCAGAGUAUGCAGGAAGGACUGCAGAUCACUUCAGCUACCUUUCAG